AUGAACACCUUAACUUCAACAUAUUUCUGCAACUAUCAAGUUUCAAGAUUUCCUUCUAGCAUUUCGAACCAAAGGAACAUAUCAGCAUUUAACACUUCAUUUCCUAACAAAAUCUGCUUCAAAGUCUAUGCCAAUGCCAAUGCCAACACCAAUGAGUUAGAAGCAGAACCGAAACAAGAACUAGAAGCUCAGCCAAAGGAAGCAAUCAAGUCUUCUUCUAAAUCAGCUACUGCUCCACUUGAUCAGGACCUCAAAAAGGUGGUUCAAAAGACUGCUGCAACAUUUGCACCAAGGGCUUCCACAGCAAGCAAAAACCCUGCGGUGCCUGGUUCCGUAUUGUACACUGUUUUCGAGGUUCAAGCUUAUGCAUGCAUGCUCUUAGGUGGAGUUCUGUCUUUCAAUCUCAUAUUCCCUUCAAAUGAACCAGAUCUUUGGAGAUUAAUGGGAAUGUGGUCCAUUUGGAUGUUUACAAUUCCUUCACUUCGUGCGAGAGAUUGCUCGAAAAAUGAGAAGGAAGCUUUGAACUAUCUAUUUCUCCUGGUUCCAUUGCUCAAUGUGACAAUCCCAUUUUUCGUGAAGUCAUUUGCAGUUGUUUGGUCUGCUGAUACUGUGGCAUUCUUUGCCAUGUAUGCAUGGAAGUUGGGGUGGUUACAAAGCGAAGACUAGAAAUCCACAUUACUUGCUUUCUUCAGAGAACAUAGGUAUGUAGCCAUAUAUGAAGUUUCUGAAUGGCCCCUAGUACAAGGAAACAUUGUACAUGUUGAGAACACACAGGUGCAUUCCCCGCUUGCAGCGAUGAUGGCAGA
Messenger RNA from Argentina anserina (silverweed cinquefoil), 806 nucleotides. RefSeq names its product protein RESISTANCE TO PHYTOPHTHORA 1, chloroplastic. Gene Ontology annotation, biological process: defense response. NCBI's taxonomy places the organism in Eukaryota, Viridiplantae, Streptophyta, Magnoliopsida, Rosales, Rosaceae. The record is from RefSeq and is a predicted model, not a curated record. The transcript has 4 exons. Bases 1 to 666 code for a protein of 221 amino acids. Gene Ontology annotation, cellular component: chloroplast.